CUUUUAUAUAUUUUUUCUAAGCUGAAAUCAAGUACUUUAUAUUUUAUUCUUAUAUAUAUAUAUAUACAGCAAUUAAAUAAUUAAAUAAAGCACUGCCAACAUCGUCAAGAACAGCAAAAAGACCAACAAUAAACAUAUAAGAUACGCCUUUAAUACAUACCUACACAUACACGCAUACGCACACACACACACACACACACACACACACACAUACUCUACAAUGGGAACCCACAUGUCGAUACCAAAAGACUCUUUCAAACGACACAGCGGACGAAAGAGUGAUCAUAGUAACCCUACAUCUCACAGUACUAUCGAAACACUGGAUACCAGAGAAACCUACGAUUCGCGCGGCUCAGAAAAGGCAUAUAGCUCUCCUUUAGCAUGCUUUGAUCCUCAUAGAAACGGAGACAGUGACCGCAUGAGUGUGCAACAUUUUGGUCUUAAAGCCUUGUUCGAAGGUAGAAAUAUCUUGAAAAAUGUAAACAAGUACGUUGAUUUCGAUAGUCCCACUCGAAUCCUAGACCUUGGAGUUGGAACAGGAAGCUGGAUUAUGGACGUAGCUACCGAGAAUCCAAACGCAACCUGUAUUGGCAUAGAUAAACUGCCAAUAUUUCCUCAGGCGAUCCGCCCUCCAAAUGUCACUUUCCAAAUCCUCGAUAUUCUCGAUGGACUUCCUUACCAAGACAAUUAUUUUGAUUUUGUUCAGCUGCGGCUCUUUGGUGCCUGUUUACAGCUUACAAACUGGCCAAUUGUUCUCAAAGAGGUCUAUCGAGUUUUGAGACCAGGAGGAUGUGUCCAGCUCUUAGAAUGCUUAUUUGAGGAAGCUACAGAUGAAUUUUUGACAGUAUACACAAAUAAACUGAGAGUAUUGAUGGCAGCCAAUGAUCUGGACGUCCACAUUGCCAAACAAGUGGGCAAACUGCUUGCCGAUUCUGGUUAUACAGUUAUCCAAGAGGAACUCAAAGAAAUUGAUUUGAGAAACCCCAAGGCCCAUCUAGCAAAAGAAUUCAUGUACAUAAUAGAUGAAAGUAUCAAUGGCUGUAGACCUAUAUUGUACGAAAUAUACGGUGUAGCCACAGACAAAGAAUUUGCUGUCUGGAAAGCAGAAUACUUGGCCGCUCGUCGAAAUUCAUCUUUUUCAAGAUGGUACGCCGCAGCAGGAAUGAAGCCAAUAAGUUAGUAAGGCAAAAUCUGAGACUCACUAUGCCAAAAAGCCAAAAACACCCGCACACACACAAUCCCCACUACCACCACCCAACCCCUUCCUUCUCCUUUUUUGUUGAUCAAAGAAAUCAUGCUCUCUACAGUCCCUUUCUCCCACCUUAUAUUUCCUCUUCUUCUCUAUCAAAUCCUCCGUUCAUUACACCUCAGUUUUUCGGCCUUUUUUCUCACAUUUAUAUUGUUAUUAUUAUACUUUGUAUAUUUCCACUUCCUCUCCCAUACUUUUAUAGCGUAUGCCUAAAACCUAAAUAUUAUACACAUAUACUAUCUAUCCAAACCUCUCUCUCUCUCUUUUACUACUGUUAUCAUUACUCCUUAUCAUCAUAAUUAUUAUUAUUUUAAAGAAAAGAGAAGGCUAAAAGUAAUUUCAGGAAGUCAAAUAAAUAUUAUUAUAUAAAAUACC
This is a messenger RNA of Phycomyces blakesleeanus NRRL 1555(-), 1624 nucleotides long. RefSeq lists its product as hypothetical. The record is from RefSeq and is a predicted model, not a curated record. The transcript is spliced from 7 exons. Lineage: Eukaryota; Fungi; Mucoromycota; Mucoromycetes; Mucorales; Phycomycetaceae. The annotation marks the transcript as partial.